AUGAGAAGAAUGUUUACAGUUAGACAGGUGGCUAUGUAAUGAGAUGCUGUCAAACAGUGUCUCCAUUCCAGGUGCAGUUUUCCUUUAAUUAUUUGACCUAUUAAGAUACGCUUCUAGGUAAUUACAGAAAACAGUUUUACUUCCUGUUCAAGGGCCUUGUUUCUUCAAGAAUAUUACCCUGAAAUUGCCUUGAUAUUCUCUCGACAUCGGUGAAAUUGCUUGAGCUCGAGAGCUGUUGUAGAAGCAUGGCGGGCAAAGUUCAAACAGUCUUGGGACCAGUGAAUCCAGAUACUCUUGGAGUGACGUUUACGCAUGAGCAUUUGCUGCAUGAAUUACCGUUGGAAGUUUUCAGACAUCCUUUGCCUGGAAAUAUACCACCUUUCCAGGGUGAUCCCUUUUCCCUCCAAAAUUUAGGAUGGCUCAGACAAUAUCCUUACUGUUUUGACAUCAACAAUAUUUAUACCGAUGAAAGUGUGCGCAAAGCUAUGGUAGAAGAAAUGCAUUUCUUUAAGACUCUUGGUGGAGGUACAAUAGUCGACAAUGGAUCUGUUGGAUUACGAGCCAAAGACCAAGCACAGUUUCUCACCUCGCUUUCCAAAGAAACGGGAGUUAAUGUCAUUACAGGAACAGGAUUUUAUGUCACCUUUGCUCAGACUCAAUCUGUACUUAACAUGAAGGUGGAAGAUAUGGCAGCUAAAAUGCGAGAGGAUUUGUUGGUCGGCAUUGAUGGCACUGAUGUUAAAUGUGGAGUCAUUGGAGAAGUUGGAUGCUCUUGGCCACUUGCUGACUUCGAAAGGAAAUCUCUCAUUUCUUCAGCUAUUGUACAAGCAGAAACUCAUUGUCCUGUGAUAAUACAUCCUGGCAGGGAUAAAAAAUCUCCAGAAGAAAUCUUCAGGGUAUUUCAAGAAGCUGGAGGAAAACUUGAGAAAACUGUUAUGUCACAUUUGGAACGCACACUCCACACAAAAGAAGAUCUAGCAGAGUUUGCCUCGAUGGGAAGUUACUGUGAAUUUGACCUGUUUGGGAUUGAAGUGUCACAUUACCAACAUAACGAAGACAUAGAUAUGCCUAGUGAUGCACAGAGAGUGGAACGCUUAUACCAUUUAAUUCAGCAAGGGUUCGGUGACAGAAUCGUUAUUGGCCACGAUAUUCAUACAAAACACAGAUUAAUGAAAUUCGGUGGUCAUGGAUUUUCACACAUUAUAACAAACGUAUUGCCAAAAAUGAGAAAACGUGGAUUCAGUGAAAACGACAUAAAGAAGAUUCUGAUUGAUAAUCCGAAGAAAUGGCUUACAUUCGAGUAAUGCUUCCAUUCAGCGCUUCAUACUUAACACUGCGAAUAAGAUGAGAUAAGGAUAGUCUUGCAACUCACGUUUUGUUUAAACUAGUUUCUUCCAUAUGUGAAUGAUUUUAUUUUAAGAUUAAAAACUCGUAUUAAUCUAAGAUCGAUUGCUUUUUUUAUUUCUUUGAAAACGAAAAAAUAAUGCAUGCUAUAUUUUAUAUUCAAAUAAAGAAAACAUGAAUUUUG
Messenger RNA from Argiope bruennichi, 1528 nucleotides. Its product is annotated as phosphotriesterase-related protein-like. Gene Ontology annotation, molecular function: zinc ion binding. Gene Ontology annotation, biological process: catabolic process. The coding region runs from base 246 to 1304 and encodes 352 amino acids. The record is from RefSeq and is a predicted model, not a curated record. NCBI's taxonomy places the organism in Eukaryota, Metazoa, Arthropoda, Arachnida, Araneae, Araneidae. The transcript is spliced from 8 exons.